CCUCCGUUCCCAUGCCGCGUUGACGACGGCAGGCAACCGUCACUCAUCGAGAUCUGCACAAUCGGCCGACAUCUGCAUCACCGCAGCUGCGCCGCGAUGAUGAUCUUGUCUGAUCUGUCCCUCCCAUCCCUUGUUUCAAUCGCCCUCGUCGCCCUCCCCCCCUGCCUCUCUUUCACCCCCCUCCCCCUCGACGCAUCACGCACAGCGCUCUUUCCUGCGUCAUCCACCCACCUCCAUAGGAGGCACACAAGCGAUGCGGCGGCCUUUGCACCACUGGGUGUGCGGGGUAGGUCGUCGCCGCCCCUCCAUGCACUGGGAGGGAGGUGCCGUGUUGUGUCGAGUGGCGUGCUGCCGUCGAGUGUGCUGAUGAUGGCUGUAGAGGACCCGCAGAGCGCCCUUGACACGACAAGUGGGCAAGGAUGCAUGGAUGCACACAAGGGAGAUAUGACUACUCAUGGCUGUGUGCCCUCUGUCCACGUGGAUCAGGUACCACCGCCACUAUGGACGCGGGUGACGAGAUGGUCAUCCCGGCAGGCAGGGGCAGCCGCAAGUCUGCGAGGGCCAAGGUCAUUCUCAGGCCAGGUGAGAGAUGGAUGCGUUGGGGCACGACGAGGCAGGCAGGCAGUGAGCCAGUGAGAUGGAUCCACAGCAGCGGCGUUUGGAUGAUGAGCGCUUGAAGGUAGUGUUGUUAGCUCUGUCGUGAUAGAGCCAUAGUGGCAUGUUUCAUGCACACGCCGCGGUGGCUCAGGGACGAUAGCGAUCUUAGCCUGACACGCACCGUAUCAUGCCACCCACCCACACACCACGCACACGGCCUCUGGAUAACAUGCAACUGUGUGUAUGGUAUGUCUGGUGUGUGCAGGUGAGGGUCGUUUGGUGAUCAACGGUCGUGAGGGCGAGUCGUACCUCCAAAACAACGUCUGGUGGGUACAAGAAGUCAGGUCGCCCCUAGAGGCCACAGGUACGCCACCACGACACAGUCACCCGUACCGCCACACAUCAUGUGCCUUCACACAUCCUCCAUCCAUCCAUCAGGUCUUGAGAGUGAGUAUGACAUCAUCGCGUUUGCGCGUGGCGGCGGGUACGGCGGCAAGGCGGGGGCCAUCAAGAGUGCAUUGGCGCGUGCGUUGGUGGUGGACCGCCCAGAGCUGCGGCCGGUGUUGAAGAAGGAGGGCCUGAUGACCAUCGACUCGAGGCGUGUCGAGAGGAAGAAAUAUGGCUUGAAGAAGGCCAGGAAGGCGCCUCAGUAUAGCAAGAGAUAGAGAGGCGGUGUCAAGGGGCAGGGAGGUGUGGGUGUGGGCGUGCCUUGCGAAGCAACGAAUUUCGUGCUUGUUUGUACUACACACGCCGCAUGUCGUUUCCGCUGCUGCACUGUCUGUCGAAAAGCUGCCAACGGCUACGCCACUCUGCAUGCGCUUCUCGGCUGCUGUGCAGGGUGAGGUUGCCGAAGGCGGGCUGUUGGCGGGCAGUGCUAAGCGAGACGAAGCGACAGAUAGCCGGCCCAGUGAGAUUCACUCCUUCCGCUAGUUGAUGUACCCCUAUCUGUGCUGCUCUUGAGCGGGUGUCUAGUGGGGCCCAUCGACCAUCCUCUGUGUCGCUGGAACAAACGACACAGCGGAUGGUCGAGGGGCUUGUGCUGGGACACACGCCGAGAGGCAGCUGGCAAAGAACAGAGGCGUAAGGACGAUUGAUACACUCACUACUGUGCGUGGAUGAUGGCUGUUUGUUGUCUGUGGAAAUGAAGCUCAUAUGCAUCUCUUGUUG
This is a messenger RNA of Vitrella brassicaformis, 1764 nucleotides long. Lineage: Eukaryota; Vitrellaceae. The record is from the annotation of a GenBank genome assembly.